Messenger RNA from Mangifera indica (mango), 887 nucleotides. RefSeq names its product calmodulin-like protein 30. Gene Ontology annotation, molecular function: calcium ion binding. Bases 148 to 702 code for a protein of 184 amino acids. Lineage: Eukaryota; Viridiplantae; Streptophyta; Magnoliopsida; Sapindales; Anacardiaceae. The transcript has a single exon. The record is from RefSeq and is a predicted model, not a curated record.
UAAAAGAUAACCUCCAUCUUGCUUUAUCCAGACGCCAAACUCUGAUAAAAUGCAUGAGGGUCCUCUCUAUAAUGCUACAAUUUAAAAGACCUGCUACAUCUUAUUGUGCUCUUGACACAGUUUUCCCUUGUGAAAACACACGUAGACAUGGCAAACGUGAGCUUUCUGGAAUUCCAGUACAGGAUUUCAAAGAACAAGUUUCUGCGGAAGCCAUCCCGGUUAUUCUCCUCUCGAGACAGGCAAAGCUCUGGCUUGUUAGCCACAUUCAUACCAAACAAAAACGAGAUGAAGAAAGUGUUUGACAAAUUUGAUUCCAACAAAGAUGGAAAGAUAUCCCAAAUGGAGUACAAGGCCAUUCUGAGAGCUCUUGGGCAGGGAAACAUGACUGCAGAAGUUCCAAAAAUUUUUCGCGUUGUUGAUCAGGAUGGAGAUGGGUAUAUUGAUUUUAAAGAGUUCAUGGAAAUACACAAGGGAGGAGGGGUUAGAACAAUGGACAUACAGAGUGCAUUUCGGGCAUUUGAUAUGAAUGGCGAUGGGAAGAUAACUGCAGAAGAAAUCAUGGAAAUUUUAAGCAGGCUUGGAGAGAGUUGCAGUCUGGAGGAUUGCAGGAAAAUGGUGAGAGUAGUGGACACCGAUGGUGAUGGUAUGGUUAAUAUGGAUGAGUUCAUGACCAUGAUGACUCGCCCCAUGAACAAUGGCUAGAGAGAUAAAUGACUGCCAUGAUUAAGAAGAAUACUUUUGCUUCAUGUUCCCCUUACAAAAUAUUGUAGAACAAUUGCAAAAUAAUGAUCUAGCAUUGUGUAAGCUAGUGCAUAUUCGUUUUGCAGUCAAUCUUCAACUUCCUGUCAAGUAAAUAAAGAAUGAUAAUGUAGUUUAAAUUUGACUCA